This is a messenger RNA of Toxotes jaculatrix (banded archerfish), 1905 nucleotides long. Its product is annotated as protein NLRC3-like. NCBI's taxonomy places the organism in Eukaryota, Metazoa, Chordata, Actinopteri, Toxotidae. The record is from RefSeq and is a predicted model, not a curated record. The annotation marks the transcript as partial. The transcript has 3 exons.
AGGAUCUACACUGAGCUCUACAUCACAGAGGGACAGAGUGAAGAGGUUAAUACCCAACAUGAGGUGAGGCAGCUGGAGACAGCUUCCAAGAUGGAGACCCUCCAUGACACUCCAAUCAAGUGCCACGACAUCUUUAAAGCCUUACCUGACCAACAGAGACGCAUCAGAGUCGUUCUGACUAACGGCGUCGCUGGUGUUGGAAAAACCUUCUCAGUGCAGAAGUUCACUCUGGACUGGGCAGAGGGCUCUGAAAACCAAGACAUCAGUCUGCUGGUUCUGCUUUCGUUCAGGGAGCUGAACCUGAUCAAAGAGAAGAAGUACAGUCUUCUCAUGCUGCUCCACGUUUUCCAUCCAACAUUAAAGAAGCUCACAGCAGAGAAGCUCGCUGUCUGUAAAGUGUUGUUCAUCUUUGACGGCCUGGAUGAAAGCAGACUUUCACUGGAUUUCAGCAACAGGGAGGUCGUGUCUGAUGUCUCACAGAAGACAUCUGUCAACAUGCUGCUGACAAACCUCAUCCAGGGGAAUCUGCUUCCCUCGGCUCUGGUCUGGAUAACUUCCCGACCUGCGGCAGCCAAUCAGAUCCCCCCUGCAUGUGUUGACAUGGUAACAGAAGUACGAGGCUUCACUGACGACCAGAAGGAGGAGUACUUCAGGAGGAGAUCCAGUGAUGAAGAGCUGUCCAGAAGAAUCAUCUCACACAUCAAGACAUCCAGGAGCCUCCACAUCAUGUGUCAGAUCCCAGUCUUCUGCUGGAUCUCUGCUACAGUUCUGGAGCACAUGUUGACCACAGAGCAGAGAGGAGAGCUGCCCAAGACCCUGACUGACCUGUACUCACACUUCCUGCUGGUUCAGACAAAGAGGAAGAAGCACAAGUAUGAUGAGGGACAUGAGACGAGUCCACAAGAGCUGACGGAGGCUGACAGGGAAGUUCUUCUAAAGCUGGGGAGGCUGGCGUUUGAACAUCUGGAGAAAGGAAACAUCAUGUUCUACCAAGAAGACCUGGAGCAGUGUGGUCUUGAUGUCAUAGAGGCCUUGGUUUACUCAGGAGUUUGUACAGAGAUCUUUAAAAGAGAGAGUGUGAUCUUCCAGAAAACAGUCUACUGCUUUGUUCAUCUGAGCAUUCAGGAGUUUCUGGCUGCAGUCUACAUGUUCCACUGUUACACAGAGAGGAAGACAAGAGAGCUGAGGAUUUUCCUUGGACAAGAUGACAAAUGCUACUUAUCACUCGAUGUCCUCCUCAGUGAUGCCAUGGAGAAAUCCCUCCAAAGUAAAAGUGGCCACCUGGACCUGUUUGUUCGCUUCCUUCAUGGCCUGUCUCUGGAGUCCAACCAGAGACUCUUAGGAGGCCUUCUGGGUCAGACAGAGAACAGACCAGAAAUCAUCCAGAGAGCCAUCAACAACCUGAAGAAGAUGAACAGAUAUGAUAUCUCUCCUGACAGAAGCAUCAACAUCUUCCACUGUCUGAUGGAGAUGAACGACCGCUCAGUACAUCAGGAGAUCCAAGAGUUCCUGAAGUCAGAGAACAGAUCAGAGAAGAGACUCUCUGAGAUCCACUGUUCAGCUCUGGCCUACGUUCUGCAGAUGUCAGAGGAGGUUCUGGAUGAGUUGGACCUAAAGAAGUACAACACAUCAGAGGAGGGACGACGGAGACUGAUCCCAGCUGUGGGGAACUGCAGAAAGGCUGUUGUAGUUGUGUUAGGAGGAGACCACUUCACAGUCAGUGUGGACCACAGGAAGGACGACUGCCACCAAAGACUCUUAAAUCAACGUGUGACAUCUUACUGUUGGUUGAAGUCAAGAAAUGUAAAUUUGUCCUUUAAUGUUGUUUGAUGACACAAAGUUCAGGAAGAAGAAGGUCAUGUAAAACCUUCAAUGAUGAAGAGGAUUUUAGUCCAACAUGUCUGA